Messenger RNA from Wyeomyia smithii (pitcher-plant mosquito), 3172 nucleotides. It is a transcript of the gene mfrn, whose product is annotated as mitoferrin. The record is from RefSeq and is a predicted model, not a curated record. Gene Ontology annotation, biological process: iron import into the mitochondrion. NCBI's taxonomy places the organism in Eukaryota, Metazoa, Arthropoda, Insecta, Diptera, Culicidae. The transcript has 3 exons. Gene Ontology annotation, molecular function: ferrous iron transmembrane transporter activity. Gene Ontology annotation, cellular component: mitochondrial membrane. The coding region runs from base 611 to 1777 and encodes 388 amino acids.
GCACUUUUCUGCCUGUUCGCCGUUCACAUUCGCUCUGCAGAUCGGAGAGUCGUAGUGACUAGCGUGUCUCGUGCGCAAUAUUAAAACGUCUUCGUCGCAGUCCUAUCGUGUGUGUAAAUAUAAUACAUUUCAACCGAGAGUCCAUUACGUGAUAAGCGAGAGGAAGAAAAAGUGACUGCCUGGUCAAAAACAUCCCGUGUUCCUGAAAUUCUCCGUUCGCUGGCCGAAAACAUUGCUGGGACGAUACGGAGGAAACCACUUGGCAAGCUGUACCAGAUCUCUCAGAACGGUACGAGGGCUGCACGCAGAUUGUCCACUACUGCCGGCAGAGCUCGUUACACACGGGGGGAAUCCCCUGUAGAGAGUAGCUUCGGGGAAAAGGCGACGCGGCGCUUCUCGAACAUUUAUCGACGCUAUUACAAUUUAUUGUGCACUCGAUCGGUCCUGCCCAAACGGCGAUGCUGAUAAACUAGUUCAGCUUGACAUACGCUGUGCUGAACUAUCAGAAAAUCGUUCAAUCUACCACCCCGCCAAGGCGCCACUUUGAGCCGAGCGAACGAAUCGUCGACCUCUGUGUGUGCAACCACCGCUGGAGCGAUUGUAUGUUGUCAUGAAUCCUGACGAAUAUGAACAGCUGCCGACGACGAGUGUAGCUACCAAUAUGACGGCUGGAGCCAUAGCCGGCAUUAUGGAGCACUGCGUGAUGUAUCCGCUGGACUCCGUGAAGACACGGAUGCAAUCGUUAACGCACAUGCAUGCGCACGACACAAUCGUUUCGACGAUGCGUGACAUGGUCCGAGCGGAGGGUCUGCUGAGACCGUUCCGAGGUGUGAUGGCCGUUGUUGCCGGGGCGGGCCCCGCACACGCCUUGUACUUUGGAGCGUACGAGUACUCCAAGGAAGCGAUCGGGCGCGUUUCGGAUCGGCACCAGAUCAACUACAUGAUCUCGGCUGCGCUAGCAACGCUUGUGCACGAUGCUGUCUCCAAUCCAGCCGAUGUGGUCAAACAGAGGCUACAGAUGUACAACUCGCCUUACAGAUCAAUUAUGCACUGCGCACGAGUCGUUUACCAGACGGAAGGUUUUCGAGCUUUCUAUCGAUCGUACUCGACGCAGCUUGUGAUGAACAUACCAUAUUCGGCGAUACAAUUCCCGACCUAUGAAUUUCUGCAGAAGCUGCUCAACAAAGACAAUAACUAUAAUCCCCCUGUGCAUAUGGUUGCGGGUGGUGCUGCCGGUGCUGCUGCCUCGGCCCUCACGACGCCACUGGAUGUUUGCAAGACACUGCUGAAUACGCAAGAAGAUGGUGCUGGUCAAACCAGAGGUCUCAUAGAGGCGGCUAAGAAAAUUUACCGUACAGCAGGACCGCUAGGGUUCUUCAAAGGACUGCAGGCUCGAGUUCUCUAUCAGAUGCCAGCAACCGCAAUUUGUUGGUCAACGUACGAAUUCUUCAAGUACAUCCUGACGGGCGGCAGCCAAAAUCCUUUGAGAUCCAGUUCUGCGGAAAAUGUUCCCAAAACUGAACUGAUCAAAGACGAAAAGAAGCUGUCCGAUCUAAGAUACGUGUUACCUGUCAGUGCGGCUUCGGCUGAAGCGUCUGCGAGCAGUUUGAUCGUUAGAAAUGGGCCCAGUUCCGGAGCCGAACGUGAAAGUGGAGGUCGCCGCGAACUACCAGCCAUGUCUGGGGCGGGAAUCUACGGAGCAAUGAGCUACAAUACGAUGCACUCGAAUGAUGCAAAUCACAUCACUGACCACGCCACGCUACGACGGUCUAACUGAAUGACGAUGCGGCGGCGUUGCGACGACGAGAGACAGGUUGGUUUUGUUCGAAACACAAAAGUAGACACAAGCAUAAACUAUUUCUUGUUUAAAUUUACAUUUAGUUGCAUCCGCUCUUGUUUGCCGAAUUAUUUCCACUAAAAUUGAUCGUGAAUUGUCUUGCAUCCAAUAUAUAGCCCACCUCGUGCAAGAUUUGUUUUCCCCCUGAAUCCCAGUUACGUGUAACGGUUAAGAAACCCUGCCUUACCUAACGAUUUCGAAACUUUCGUUCUUCUUGCUAUAUAUGUUAAUCAUACGGAAUUGUGAUUUUAAAUCAAACCAUUUGAUUGUAAGUAAAUUUGUACGCAUUAAUUUAUGCCGGCCCCAUCGUUUUAUGUUCCUUUAUUUACUUAUUUCAUUCAUUUGGACAUAUUUGCGAUGUGUUGUGGAAGGUGGCGACAGUAGAACUAUACACCAAGAUGAGCCUAAACAAGUGACGAUAUUCGACCACAAUGCACUCUCGCGCGGCGGAUGAGGUCAUUGGCAUAACCGGCGUUAUGUUAUUGUAAAUAUAAAAUGACCUCGCGUUUUUCGUACAACAUUACGAGCAAACGAAAAAAGCCCUUUCUUUGCCUAUUUGCUGAAUGAAGCAACUUCUUAGACAACCCAUCCGCAAAGUAUGAAAGGCGGCAGCAACAAAACUGCCGGAAUUAGAUCAAUGAGGAAAAAUCAUCAAAUUGAAGUCAAUUGCAUUAUAGUCUGCAUUAGCUUAGCAAACCAUGUGAAAGUUGCACUCUUUUGGACCGAGGCCUUCACGUUUUAUUUUAUACUUCUAGUUUUUUGGCCUAUCUCUAGUGUUUUAAGUAGUGCGAUUAUUGUCACUUGCUUUUAUCUGCCAUCCAGGAAAAAAAUAACAUCAUGCUAUUCUCCAUUGUCGCCAGCUAUCUGCAAAUCGAAAACAGAAGCAAAUAAGUUGUAGUAGUAGAGGCAAUCUAAUUUUUGAAAACAAGUCGAACACAAAAACACACGUGCUAUGCUUAGGGACACCCUUACUUUGUUGGAAUCGGUACUAAGUAUCGUCUCAUGGUAAGAUGCCAUAGGAAUGCUUGAUACCAAAGGAUCAAGAUGUGCUGGAAUCGUUCCAUAGGAACAGCCAGCGGACGGGAAUUAGCGAACGAGCAACCCAAACAAACAAACUAGCUAAAAUCGAGAUUAGGUGAACUUCGUUUUGAAGGUCCUUAAAUGGAACAGACCAAUGGGGGGUUACGUUCGAUAUUGGGCACGAACCAGAAAAAAGUGCACCAAGAAAGGAGGUAUGUGUACAGUUGAGUACGAAAGGAAGCAAAUUUUCAAAUUAAGAAACAAUAAAAACCUGUAUAUGAAAAACGUUAAAGUUACACGUAUAAUAUAAAAUUA